Messenger RNA from Cephus cinctus (wheat stem sawfly), 1201 nucleotides. RefSeq names its product chromatin accessibility complex protein 1 (gene Chrac-16). Bases 92 to 628 code for a protein of 178 amino acids. Gene Ontology annotation, molecular function: protein heterodimerization activity. The record is from RefSeq and is a predicted model, not a curated record. Gene Ontology annotation, cellular component: nucleus; CHRAC. The transcript has 2 exons. NCBI's taxonomy places the organism in Eukaryota, Metazoa, Arthropoda, Insecta, Hymenoptera, Cephidae.
AGACACCAGAACCAGGGUAGCUUUAAAAUGAGCGGCAAAAGAGCAUCAAUUGCUCCAAAUCUUGCGUCCGAGCAGAAGUGGAUUUAAAAGCAUGGCGUCCGAAGGAUCGCUUGGCAAGAUGAAGGAAUUACGUUUACCAAUAUCAAGAGUAAAAACUAUUAUGAAAAGUGCUCCAUAUGUCGAAACGAUUGGUCAGGAUGGCUUAUUCUUGGUGGCAAAAGCUACGGAACUGUUUAUUCAUUACUUAUCGAAGGAAGCACACGAACACGCAAAUAAAGGCAAUGCACUUGAUUAUAAGGACCUGGCAGAAGUAGCGGAGACAAAUGAGACCCUUGAUUUUUUAAGACCAAUAAUGCCUAGAAAAAUUACAGUUAGACAUUUCAAACAAAUGAUGGCGGCUAAGAAUUCGCCAAACAGUAGCUCAUCUGAAAGUUCAUCCGAUUCGGAUAUUGACAGUCAGUCCGAUAGUGAGUCAUCGCAAGACAGUGAGGAUGAAAAAAUGGAAAAUGGAAAUUCCUCUGGAAGUGAACUGGAGAAUGAUGAAACCAAGGAGAACGGCAAGCAUGAAUCAAGUGGUAAGAGCGAAUCCGGCUGUAAAAGUGACAGUGAAGAUGAGAAUAAAGGAUAAAAAUCCCAUGUGUAAUUUUAUAUUAUAUUUAUACUAAAGAUAUCCUUAGACUGAUUUCAAUAUGUUAAAUAUGUAUAAUACUUGUCAAGUAUAGUACGUGCUAUUUAAUCAUUCCCAAAUGAGAAUAAUCUUGAAAUGUACAAAUUUAUUGAGCAACCACUUUGUUUCAGUGGUUUUGUACAAAACUGGCAAAUUGCAUUAAUUCAAAUAUUUACAAUCCUCGAAUGGAUUCAUAAUGUUAUAUUCUUGGUUCAUAUCACAAUUGUUUAUGUACAAGGACAAUUAUAUGUGGAAUAAGACGAUGCAGUUUUCUAAAAAGACAUUCCAUAGUACAUAUUGAGAAUCAUUUGUAAUGAUAUUUAAAGUCUUCAAAAAAUUAUGUAUAUGUCCAUUAACAUAUUUUACUAAAACGUAGAAUCUCAUGACAAAAUAUAAAGGAUAUUGAGUUUGUACUUAAUAGCUUAGCUAUAUCUAGUUACAAUAGAUGAACAAUCAUGAUGAUUUCAUGUUAAUUUAUUUAAUAUAUUAUACACGUACAUAGCAGUAUAAUAAAGAAAUGCAUUGUUUGAAAAA